AUGUCGGCAGCAGAAAGAAUAGGACAAGCCGGCAACCUGGACCAGAUGGGGGUAUGCAUGGUCGCCGCCUUAUUCGUCCCGUCCACUGCCGGCGCCUACAUCUUCCUAUCAACGGUCCCAAAAGGCCCCAGAAGGCAAGGCAUGCUCAGCAAGGGCUACCAAAAGGCUCCAACUUGGUGGGCGGCUAUUGAGAGAAAGUCCAAAACAUACUGUCAUGCUGAAGAUGGCGCCGAACACGAUUUCGAAGAGUGGUUUCGGUUGAACCGGAGCUCCCUCCCACACAUCUCGUUGGCGACCGACCCCAAGAACGGCUUCGAAUAUUUCCGCGUCCGGGACCGGGACAACGAGCUCUCCCCGCUCAAGUUGGCAGUGUGGGGCUGCUAUAAGCGCGAACGCGAUCCGAAUCUUUCCCAGCUGGGCCAUUUUGUCGAGCUCUGCACCAGCGGUGACAAACAGCCAAACUGCCAAGAGGUUGCGCGAAGGCUAAAGAUUGAGUUUUGUACUCGAGAUAAGCUAGACGCGGAAUUCGCGACAAUAGAAGCAGAGCGGGAGGAGGGCUUCACCGGCCCCCCCAUGCUUUACACGACGGGCUACACGACGUAUCACUCGACGGGCCAUUCCACGACCGGCGGUGGCAACAGCUCAAACUACUCCUACAACUCUUCAUCAUACCGCGCCGGCCCCUCUUCAAGUCAGGGACAAUCAUACAGCGCAGCCCCGCGAGCAGCAAUGCAUAGCCAGGCACGCUCGGCGGCGGUGUCCGACCUGACAGAGCGCAUGUCGUCGCUCAGUGUCCGCUCGUCCUCAUCAACCAGGCAGCCAAGAUUCAGCACGGCCACAGGUAAUAGCGGGGCGACGGUCACUGGGGGCAGGUCCCGUAACUCUUCGGCUCAAAGAGAUUCGUACUGGGAAUGGGACUCGGAAAGAAGACGAUACUUUCACCGAGAGGCCAAUGGCAGGACGACGUGGCGCUCCUAG
Dichotomopilus funicola is the source of this 978-nucleotide messenger RNA. RefSeq lists its product as uncharacterized. NCBI's taxonomy places the organism in Eukaryota, Fungi, Ascomycota, Sordariomycetes, Sordariales, Chaetomiaceae. The record is from RefSeq and is a predicted model, not a curated record. The transcript has a single exon. Bases 1 to 978 code for a protein of 325 amino acids.